AUGAGGAGGAAGAGCGGCGGGGCGGGGCGGGCGGCGGUGGCGGCGGUCAAGGGCCGCAGGCCAUCUGAGGCAGGCGAUCGAUACCUAGCAGUAGAGCCGAGACAGGCCGGCACGCCAUCAGGUUUGGCUAACGCCGGCGCCGUCGGCGAUAGCGCUGCGGCCUGGGACGCAGUGGUGCCGGAAGCCAACGACCUAGUCCGGAACAGCAGACGGUUGCGCAGGCGGCACUUCUUGACUUGGUGGAGCGGGUCCUCGGACACAGUCCCCCUGCUGCCCAUCAUCCCUGGUUCUAAUAAGCAUCCUGUUGCCCUGUCACCCUGUGCCCCUCCGCCGACUGUGCCGUCAGACGGAACAUACCGCCGCGACCCUAGCUGGUUUCCACCCAGCUCGCCCCGUCGUUAUUCGCACGAGGUGAGGCUCCGGGAACGGGGGAAUCGUAUUCUCGCCGCUCAACGUGAGCCCAAGUGGCCGCGCAACAACCCAGCUGUCCAGACAGGCUUUGUCAGACGCCUGGCCGCCACGAGAGCGGUGGGGCCCGCGUCAGAUACUGGCAGGGCUAUCACUGGGCGAAGGCCAUACCAGGGCGGCAGUCGAACAGCACAAGGGAGCCGCGUGAGAGAGGCGAAAACCCGCAGCAUAACCUCGUCGCGCUCGGUCCCUCACCAACCCGGACAGCAAGGGUUUACGCAAGCCAAUGUUGGCAGAAAGCAGGGUGAGAUGGACGGCUAUGGUGAUGCAAGGCAUCGGAAGCAAAUAGGGAGCCAGGUGCGAAGUAGGGUAAACCAAGACAUCCAAUUUGCCCCGACUACGCCCGUGAGACGUGGCCGGUAUGCUUUGGCCGGCGGUGCCAGCUGCCGCCGAUCCGUGAUAGCUGUGCCCGACAACGACAGGCCGAAGACGUGCAGGGCCGAGCGUUCACGAGACCUGCGGGCUUAG
Messenger RNA from Gaeumannomyces tritici R3-111a-1, 936 nucleotides. RefSeq lists its product as hypothetical. The coding region runs from base 1 to 936 and encodes 311 amino acids. The transcript has 3 exons. Lineage: Eukaryota; Fungi; Ascomycota; Sordariomycetes; Magnaporthales; Magnaporthaceae. The record is from RefSeq and is a predicted model, not a curated record.